Molecule: messenger RNA, 5408 nt
Organism: Drosophila gunungcola (fruit fly)
Lineage: Eukaryota; Metazoa; Arthropoda; Insecta; Diptera; Drosophilidae
Gene: Tollo
Product: toll-like receptor Tollo
Exons: 1
Coding region: 507-4583 (1358 amino acids)
Biological process (GO): signal transduction
Molecular function (GO): protein binding
Source: RefSeq, a predicted model, not a curated record
GUAGACUUUGAGCCGAGCGGACGCGCGUUGUCGUUCAGCGGAUGAAUUAAAAAAAAGUGAAAUAUCGCCUCGAUAUAAUUUAGAACAAGCAGUGUGGCACAAUUUAUCAAACGCGCUAUCGCACCCCCCACUUGGAUUACGGUCAACGCGAAACAACAACUACAGCCGAGAAAUACUAAAAAAGAUAUAGAAACGAAAUCGAAAUCGAAGGCAAAAUCAAAGCAUAAAAGAAAUCAUAGCCAGCGGGAGAGAAAAACAAGAAAAUCGUUUUAGAAAAAGCAUCAAAAAUCGUUGAUGUGGUGUUGUGAAAAGUGGCGAUUGUGCAAAGCUGUGUAAGCGCUAUAAAACCAAACCAAACAAAACCAAAUCCCAAGUAAACACAAAAAACACACAAAAUGGGCGAGAAAUAGAACGAGCAGUGAAAGCGCAAAAGAAGGCCCCCCCCAUUAGCCCCCCAAAAAAGAGGCCAAAUCGAAGUCCCAUUCGCAGUCUAGGAUCCAUACACAAUGCUGGCCACCACCCACAUGCUGUACGUGCUGAUCGCCACCUGGGUGAUCCCCAUUUUCGGGGCGGCCCUCAGCAAGACGGUGUUGUACCAGGCCCCGGACGAGUGCCGCUGGUCCGGCGGCGGCGAGCACGACAUCACCCUGGUCUGCCACCUGAGGACCAUCAACUCGGAGCUUGAAAACACCAACUUUAGUGUGAUCCAGCCGCAGAACACUGUGCGCCUGCGCCUGGAGUGCAACGACGCCCUGUUCUUCCAGAGCAGCCUCAGUCCGGACAGCUUCCGGUCGCUGGUGGAGCUGCGCGACCUCACCAUCGAGUACUGCAAGCUGGGCAACCUCACGGACGGCUCCUUCCGGGGCCUGCAGGAGCUGCGUAACCUCACCAUCCGCACGCACAACGGCGACUGGUCCACCAUGUCGCUGGAGAUGGCCUCCAACAGCUUCGUGGAGUUCCGCCAGCUGGAGCGACUGGACCUCAGUCUCAACAACAUCUGGCUGAUACCCGAUGGCAUGGUGUGCCCCCUGAAGUCGCUGCAGCACCUCAAUGCCUCGUACAACAAGAUCCAGGACAUCAGCAACUUCUACUUCAGCGCCUCGCUGAGCUCCAGGAAGGCCCGCGUGUGCGGAUCCACGCUGCAGAGCCUGGACCUGAGUGCCAACAAGAUGGUCAGCCUGCCCACGGCCAUGCUGUCGGCGCUGGGCCGCCUCACCCACCUGAACAUGGCCAGGAACAGCAUGAGCUUCCUGGCCGAUCGCGCCUUCGAGGGCCUGCUCUCGCUGAGGGUGGUGGACCUGUCGGCCAACCGCCUGACCUCCCUGCCGCCGGAAUUGUUCGCGGAGACCAAGCAGCUGCAGGAGAUCUACCUGAGGAACAACUCGAUCAAUGUGCUGGCCCCCGGAAUCUUCGGGGAGCUGGCCGAGCUCUUGGUCCUCGACCUGGCCAGCAACGAGCUCAACUCGCAGUGGAUCAAUGCGGCCACUUUUGUGGGCCUCAAGCGCCUGAUGAUGCUGGAUUUGUCGGCCAACAAGAUCAGUCGCCUGGAGGCGCACAUCUUCCGGCCCCUGGCCAGUCUGCAGAUCCUCAAGCUGGAGGAGAACUACAUCGACCAGCUGCCGGGCAGCAUCUUCUCGGACCUCACAAAUCUGCACACCCUGAUCCUGUCGCGCAACCGCAUAUCGGUCAUCGAGCAGCGCACUCUCCAGGGUCUGAACAAUCUGCUGGUGCUCUCGCUGGACUUCAACAGGAUAUCGCGGCUGGACCAGCGAUCCCUGAUCAACUGCAGCCAGCUGCAGGAUCUGCACUUGAACGACAACAAGCUGCAGGCGGUGCCCGAGGCGCUGGCCCAUGUGCCGCUGCUCAAGACGCUCGAUGUGGGCGAGAACAUGAUCGGUCAGAUCGAGAACACGAGCAUCACCCAGUUGGAGAAUCUGUACGGCCUGCGCAUGACGGAGAACUCGCUAACCCACAUCCGGCGCGGUGUGUUCGAUCGGAUGAGCUCCUUGCAGAUCCUCAACCUGUCCCAGAACAAGCUCAAGUCCAUCGAGGCAGGCUCCCUGCAGCGGAACGGCCAGCUGCAGGCCAUCAGGCUGGACGGCAAUCAGCUGAAGUCCAUUGCCGGACUGUUCACCGAACUGCCCAACCUGGUGUGGCUGAACAUCUCGGGCAAUCGGCUGGAGAAGUUCGACUACUCGCACAUUCCCAUCGGCCUGCAGUGGCUGGAUGUGCGGGCCAAUAGGAUCACCCAGUUGGGCAACUACUUCGAGAUCGAGAGCGAACUCAGCCUGAGCACCUUCGACGCCAGCUACAACUUGCUGACCGAGAUCACGGCCAGCUCGAUACCGAACAGCGUGGAGGUGCUCUACCUGAACGACAACCAGAUCUCCAAGAUCCAGCCGUACACGUUCUUCAAGAAGCCCAACCUGACGCGUGUGGACCUGGUGAGGAACCGGCUGACCACCUUGGAACCCAAUGCCCUGCGCCUGUCGCCCAUUGCCGAGGAUCGAGAGAUCCCGGAGUUCUACAUCGGGCACAAUGCCUACGAGUGCGACUGCAACUUGGACUGGCUGCAGAAGGUGAACCGCGAGUCGCGCACCCAGCCGCAGUUAAUGGACCUGGACCAGAUCCACUGCCGCUUGGCCUACGCUCGCGGCUCCUCACACGUCUCCCUGAUCGAGGCCAAGUCGGACGACUUCCUCUGCAAGUAUGCCUCGCAUUGCUUCGCCCUGUGCCACUGCUGCGACUUCCAGGCCUGCGACUGCAAGAUGGAGUGCCCGGACAGGUGUUCCUGCUACCACGACCAGUCCUGGACCUCGAACGUGGUCGACUGCAGCCGGGCCUCCUACGAGCAGGCCCUGCCCUCGCACAUUCCCAUGGAUGCCACGCAGUUGUACCUGGAUGGCAACAACUUCCGGGAGCUGCAGAGUCACGCAUUCAUCGGUCGCAAGAGGCUAAAGGUGCUGCACCUUAACCACUCCCGCAUCGAGGUGCUCCACAACCGCACCUUCUACGGACUUCUGGAACUGGAGGUGCUGCAAUUGCAGAGCAACCAGCUGAAAGCCCUGAAUGGCAAUGAGUUCCAGGGGUUGGAUAAUCUGCAGGAGCUGUACCUGCAGCACAAUGCCAUAGCCACCAUCGACACGCUCACCUUCACGCACCUGUAUCACCUGAAGAUCCUGCGAUUGGAUCACAAUGCCAUCACCUCGUUCGCCGUCUGGAACUUCCUGCCCAGCUACCUGAACGAACUGCGACUGGCGGGCAAUCCCUGGAGUUGCAGCUGCGAGUUCAUCGACAAGCUGCGGGACUACAUGAACCGACACGAGUACGUGGUGGACAAGCUGAAGAUGAAGUGCGACCUGAUCAGUGGCAACAGCACCCAGCAGAUGGUCAUUUACCCCGGAUCCGGAGAGGCCAGUUCGCUGCCCAUGGUGCAGUGCAGCCAAACCCUGCCACUGGGCCUGGACAACAGCUUCAACUAUGCCGAGCAGGCCGGUGGCGAGGGGAACGCCUCGAAUGCCACCUCCACCAAAAUGAUCCUGAAUCAGCCGCCCAAACAGGACUACAUUCCCAUCCUGGUGGCCAUUCUAACGGCCUUCAUUUUCGUGAUGAUCUGCACCCUGCUGGUCUUCAUUUUCCGCCAGGAGAUGCGCGUGUGGUGCCACUCGAGGUUCGGAGUGCGACUGUUCUACAACGCCCAGAAGGAUGUGGACAAGAACGAGCGGGAGAAGCUGUUCGAUGCCUUCGUCUCGUACUCCUCCAAGGACGAGUUGUUCGUCAACGAGGAACUGGCGCCCAUGCUGGAGCUGGGUGAACACCGCUACAAGCUGUGCCUACACCAGCGGGACUUUCCCGUGGGCGGAUACCUGCCGGAGACCAUAGUGCAGGCCAUCGACAGCAGCAGGCGAACCAUAAUGGUGGUCAGCGAGAACUUCAUCAAGUCGGAGUGGUGCCGGUUCGAGUUCAAGUCCGCCCAUCAAUCGGUGCUGCGCGAUCGCCGCCGGCGAUUGAUAGUCAUAGUGCUGGGCGAGGUGCCCCAGAAGGAGCUCGAUCCCGAUCUGCGUCUGUAUCUGAAGACCAACACGUACCUGCAGUGGGGCGACAAGCUGUUCUGGCAGAAACUCCGCUUCGCCCUACCGGAUGUCUCCUCCGCGCAGCGAUCCACUGCGGCCGGCCAGGGCUGCCAUGUGCCGAUCAACCACGCCGCGUACCACCACCACCACCACGUCCACCAGCAGGCGAUGCCGCUGCCCCACCCGGUGCACCACCACCAGCAGCAGUUCAUGCUGCCCCCGCCGCCGCAGCAACCGGGCAGCUUCCGCCGACAGCCAUCGUUGCACCAACAGCAGCAGCAACAGCAGCAGCAGCAGCAGCAACAGCAGCAAUUGCAACAGCAGCAACUACGCGGCAGCAACAACGCAACGCAGCAGCAGCAGCAACAGCAGGCGGCCUUGCUGAUGGGCGGUGGGUCGGUGGGUGGGCCUGCGCCGCAGAUGAUUCCCCUGGCGGGUGGCAUCCAGCAGCAGAGCCUCCCAUUGCCGCCGACCCAGCCGACGCCGGCGUCUAGGAAUCUGCACAUGUGAGUGGGGUCACCAUUGAGUAGCGGGUCAGAGGCAAGGUCAGUCGGGGAGCAGCUGGAGAUGGCAGUAGAGCUAUGUUCUAUGAGACACAUAGGUAUUCAGUAUUUACUUCCUUGCAUUUGCCACCUUUCACCGUUGUAACAUAAAAAAGGGUAGGAUUAGGUAGCAGAUUUAAAUCUUUGUUUCUAAAAGUAAACAAUUUAAUAGGUAAACUUCGACACACUUAUGUAGAUAGAAAGCUCUAGAAGAUCAGAAAUCAAUAUUUCCGCAGGACUACUUAUUUUAAUGACAACCACAACCGUUUCUUGCCCCUCAAAAAUACCCAUAAAAGAUAAGCUUAGACCCGACAUUUGUACGAUCUUGUUCAGUUAUGAAAGGUGAUCUAGAAUAUCUGAAGUCCGAAAAAAUACUACCCUCGCGAACAACAAGUUUAACUUCCUCGGGUUUCAAACAACAAAAAAAAAGGGGAAUUGCAUUCAAUAUGCAAAUGCGAGCGUUUAGCGAUAAAAGCCUAGUUACAUGUUAAAAUAGCAAAAGUAAAAGAAAAAUCGAGUGGGGAAAGAACAGGCAACACCAGUAACAAUAACAACAGCAACAAAAGACAACAGUAAAAUAGCUGGCGAGCCAGGCAAUUGUUGUUUGUUGGCCCUGUUCUGUUUUCUUACGGCCAGCUAUUUUCAGUUUCCUGGCUCGCAGCUAGAUUCUGAAAAUUGAUGUUGCAUGCAACACACCAACAGCAACUAGCAACUAGCAACCAGCAACUACACAGGGAAAAUUUAUCAAAUUUCAUUGGUUAUUUUUCAGUAUAAAAUUAGCUUGAUAAAUAAA